This is a messenger RNA of Eupeodes corollae, 628 nucleotides long. RefSeq names its product cuticle protein 38-like. Bases 144 to 461 code for a protein of 105 amino acids. Lineage: Eukaryota; Metazoa; Arthropoda; Insecta; Diptera; Syrphidae. The record is from RefSeq and is a predicted model, not a curated record. The transcript has 2 exons.
AUGAAGUAUAUAAAUGAAUGCCGCUGUGAAUUCUCAAUCACAGACGCUCAUUUAAUUUGUACCUACCGACCGAUCGGGGCAUAAAAAGAUCAAAACAACUUCAAACCCAACUGCCUAUAUUGCAAAACAAAAAUCAGUGCAAAAUGUUCAAAUUCGUCGUCCUUUGUGUGGUGGCUCUUGUAGCUUGUGUUGCUGCCAAGCCAGCUGUGUUCGCCCCGUUCGCAGCCUAUUCAGCGCCAUUGGUAGCAGCGGCGCCCUUCAGUGCAGCAUACGCAACAGCUCCAGUGAUUGCACCAUACGCAAGCACCUACAAUGCCCACUCGAUUGCCCACUCCGCCACUUAUCCUGCAACAGUGUAUGCAGCUCCUGCACCGAUUGCACCAGUUGCCCCAGUUGCACCAGUUGCUCCUGCUGUUCGACCGCCAGUUGUGGAAAAUGAAGCAGCGGAAAUAUUGUUCUAAAAUGUUGAUUUUUAUGACCUUAACUUAAAGCUUCGCGUUAAAUUUUGACCUGUUACCUGUACCUAUGUUAUUUUUUUUAAUAUUUUGUUCUUUAUGUUUUUUUACUUUACCUUUCUACCAUAAAUAAAUAAUGUGAUAAUUUUUAUGAAAAUUAAUAAUUUUUUUUA